UGGGGCGGAGCUCUCCGUUUUCAUUUUCCCGACAAAAUCCAGCCCAGCCGUACAGUACGGACGAGGGGUUAUUUGAAGGGGGGAAAAAAAACCAACAGGGCUUGGGAAGGAAGUCCCUGUGAAGAAAGGCAUCUCCGUUCCGAUGGACACAUUUCUCCUUUGACACGCAACUCUUCCAAGAGGAGAUUCGAAUAUGGGAACGUUGAAUUUUCUGUGGUUAAUCACAAAGAAGGCCGUAACAGGUGCACUAAUAGGCCUCACAAUUUCAGACCGGUAUGCCAGUGUUGUUCCUGUGCGGGGCAUCUCCAUGCAUCCUACAUUCAAUCCGAACAGCAAUACCUUUUCUGGGUCAUUCACAGGUGACCUUGUUCUGGUGGAUAAAUUUUGCCUUACAAAAUACAAGUUUACACAUGGAGAUGUGGUAGUCUUUAGGUCCCCUAAGAACCACAAGGAGACGUUGGUGAAGAGAUUAAUUGCCAUACCAGGUGACUGGAUCAGAAUCCCCGAAUCAUAUGAGAUACUGAAGAUCCCUGAAGGGCAUUGCUGGGUCGAGGGUGACAACUCAGCUUUUAGCAUGGAUUCAAGAUCUUUUGGCCCGAUUCCUUUGGCUUUAGUUCAAGGGAGGGUGACCCAUGUAAUCUGGCCGCCACAGAGGAUUGGAGAAGUGGAGAGAAAAUUUCCAACAGGGAGAAUUUCAUCCCAUUGAUUCAUUUCAUUCACAGAUUUUCCAUACCCAUGGCAAACCCUUUCUUUAAUCGGGGUUGUGUCAUUGUUGAGUCUAAUCAGUGAUCUUUGAUAGAAAUGGCAGGCAAUAUUUGAAUUAUUUCACUUUGAGAAAUGUAUGUUCUAAAUAUUCUUUCUAUUUGAAAAUUUUGCAAUCUGUUAUCACAUUGAGAAA
Messenger RNA from Magnolia sinica, 898 nucleotides. RefSeq lists its product as uncharacterized. The transcript is spliced from 5 exons. Gene Ontology annotation, cellular component: mitochondrial inner membrane peptidase complex; membrane. Bases 194 to 706 code for a protein of 170 amino acids. Gene Ontology annotation, molecular function: serine-type endopeptidase activity. Gene Ontology annotation, biological process: mitochondrial respiratory chain complex assembly. NCBI's taxonomy places the organism in Eukaryota, Viridiplantae, Streptophyta, Magnoliopsida, Magnoliales, Magnoliaceae. The record is from RefSeq and is a predicted model, not a curated record.